CAUGUAUUUCUUUUUUAAGGCUAUAAUGAGAUGUGUUUCUAAUUUUAGAGUAAUGGCAUCCACUUCGAGAGCUAAUAACGAGGCAGCAAAAUGGACUCAAAGCGAACAAGAUUAUCUCUUGAAAUUAAUGGUUGAACAAGUGAAAGUUGGUAAUAAGAGUUCUAGCACUUUCAAUAAAGGUGGGUGGAACAAUAUCAAGAAGGGGCUUGAGGAAAAAUUUAAUCGGUCAUUUACGAUGGUUCAAUUAAGGAAUAAGAUGAAUAAAAUGCGAUUCGAUUACAGCGCUUUCAAGAGACUACUGGAUACUACAGGUUUUGGUUGGAAUUCCGUGACGAGGACCUGUACAGUUGAAGAUGACAGUGUUUGGGAUGUACACAUCAAGGCAAAUCGUGAUUGGUCAAAGUUUAGGAGGAAUGGGCUACCACAUUGGCCUGAACUAUGUAUAAUUUUUGGGGAUUCAUAUGCUAGUGGGAUAGGCGGAUUCGGGAAUGAAUCUGAUUUCAGGUUUGAAGAGGAAUCGAGAGGUGUUGAUGAUGAGGUGGAUGCAGAUGUAGAUGUAACUCCAACUACUCCAUUGGCUAAUACCUUGCAGACAAGUUAUUAUGAAAGCCAAGAUCCAGGAACUGAUCGUCCUAGAGUCAACAGAAGACUUGAUAGGACACCUACAGGAUAUAGGAAGAAGAGUAGGACAACUGGUAUUGAACGCGCCAUACAGAGUUACAGACCCUAACCGAGUCAGUAGCAAACAAGAAUACUUCAACCCCUAGCUCAACUCCAAUGGGUCUCACUCUAAAUACCACAGAUUUCAGCACUUCUACUUGUGUUAGAUUAUUGGAAACUAUGAAUGAUAUCCCAAGAGAAUUGCAUAUUAAGGCGUGCAAGAUGAUAUUGGUGGAUCGGGAAUGGAGAGAAUUAUUCAUUACUCUCAAGGAUGAAACGAAACAAUUGGCUUUUGAUGUGUUAGAUUGAUGGAUGAUAAUCUAACAUUUUUUUUUUUAAUAUGGAUGAUUGUAAUGAAAUACAUUUAAGACCUUUUGUAGUAGGAUCGAUAUAUUUUGUUAGUUACACUUGAUGUAAAAGUGUAAUAUGGAUAUUUACACUUUAUGCUACUUUUCUAAAUAUGCCAGUUAAAUUUUACUAUUAUUGUAGCAAUGAUUCUGUUGGAUGCCUUUUUGUUUUAAAUACUUAUUACAUCAUCUGAUAAUUAGGGCAUGUUGGAUGAUUAUAGUUUUAUAGAUCUUUUGGAAAAUUUGUAUUAGGGGAUAAACAUUUGUAUGAUAUUAACAAGUUUAUAAUUUG
This is a messenger RNA of Macadamia integrifolia, 1299 nucleotides long. RefSeq lists its product as uncharacterized. The record is from RefSeq and is a predicted model, not a curated record. NCBI's taxonomy places the organism in Eukaryota, Viridiplantae, Streptophyta, Magnoliopsida, Proteales, Proteaceae. The transcript is spliced from 2 exons. The coding region runs from base 2 to 730 and encodes 242 amino acids.